CAGAGCUUUGCUUGGCCUGGGUCAACCCGCCGCGCCGCCCACCUGUCCCCCGGGCCCCGCGACGCAGAGUCCCAGUUUCUUCCGUUCCUUCCAGCCAGCCAGCAGCAGAGUCCCACUCGCCCACGACAAAGCAGAGUCGCUCCCAGUUCCUCGUCCCGCAAAUCUCCUCGCCAAAACCCGAACCAAAUCGCGCCGCUUUUAAUCCCCGGGAUUCAAUAAACGAAUCGCCUCUCGGCUAAUCGAACGGAUCCAGGCAUUCAUUAACCCGCACAGGAGAGAACGGAAGGGGGAAAAAAGGCGAGGAGUGGAGAGGGAGACCAGUAGACCACCACCCGUCCGCGUCCUUGUGCGGGUCCAUUUGGGCGGCGGCGGCGGCGGCGCGGAGGGAGGGCGGAGAGCAGGAAGAAGGGAGGGAUCAGAGCGGCGCGCGAAGCGUCCAAAACCCUACGCCCGCAGCGGCGGCGCCCAGCAGGCAUUUAGGAUGGUGGACAAGAAUGAUGGGUCCGAAGGGCUCAAAUUCAACAAGUCGCACCUGAUGCAAACAACUGAAGAGGUUGCGAGAGCAUUUAUUGCUGCUGCUUCAGCUGCCACCGUGCAGCCCACACGUCCAUCUGUGGUAUACUCAUCUGGAGAAGAGAGUGGCAGCCCAAUGCAGAAGCUGCAGCAACAAUUUUCAAAAAUCCUGAAAGGUUUUUCAAAUUCUCCUGAAGUGUCUGGACCGUACAAUCCAGAAGUUCUUACGACACACAAGCGACAGUGGUCAAGGUUCCAGCUGAAGUCAUUGGGUAAUAGGUGCAUCAGAGAACCUUCACAUCUUUUUGAGAGCAUAGUGAUUGUUGGGCUUCCUCCUCAGGCAGAUAUCCAUGAGCUUGAAAACAUUGCUCUAGGGAGGAAUGAUGACGAUACAAAGAAAUCAAGAAAUCUAUUUGGCAACAACCACCACCAAGUUCAUGCCAUAUCAAAUUUGGAACCUCAGGUCCUUUUUGCAUAUCCUCCUGAGAAGUCUCUUCCACUCAAGUACAAGGAUAUUGUCUCAUUCUGCCUUCCCGGAGGUGCACAGGUUAAUGCUGUUGAACGGACUCCUUCAUUCAGUGAGCUGAAUGAAAUUCUCCUGGGGCAGGAACAGCUUAAAGAAAGCAAUCAGUCUUUCGUAUUCCGUCUACAGGUUGCUGAUGACCCUACACUAUAUGGAUGCUGUGUAUUGGUUGAGGAGAUUGUACAAAGGCCUUCAAAGCUUGUUUCCAUGCUCACGAAUGAAAAGCCUGUAUUUCCUCGCCGGAGUCGUUAUGUAGUAACCACACCCCGGUGUUAUUGCAUCCUGUCCAGGCUCCCAUUCUUUGAACUGCAUUUUGGGGUACUGCAGAGUAUUCUUAUGGAAGAACGGCUUGAAUGGCUGACGGAUGGUGUUAGCAUGCUAACUUCGUUAUCACCGGAGGAAACCUGCGAGGAUGAUGAUAUUCAUGAAGACACUGAAAUUGCAGGAGCAGAACAGUAUUUGGAUGGUACAACACUAGAAAAAUCCUCUGAAACAAGUGUGGAAGCUUCUCCAAAGGAGCUAUCUGACACGGACAGCAGUUCUGGGUGUGGGGAUAACCAACUGGUCACCUCCCAAGAAGUACAACCAGAAAGUUGUUCUCCUGUCAAAGAGGAACAGAACAGUCCUGUAACAGGGAUGAUUACUCAAUAUGAUAAAGCAGAAGAGUCUGAUAAUUGCGUUUCAGGAGAAACAGUGAUAGACAUGUCCAGUGUUAAGCUCCAUGAACUGGAUUCUGUGCCGUUUGUUUCGAAUGAAAAUUGUUGUAAUUUCUCACAUGAAAAUGUGAUUGAUGGGGAACUUGAUAUCUUUGUUAAUGAUACUAUUUUGCCGCUUAUACGAUCUCGUCUCAGCGAAGGUUCUGAAUCGUCUCCAAGUUCCCAAGAUUCUCCUUCUGAGGGCAUAAAUUUGAGAAGUGAUACCAAUGAAUUGGAUUUGGAGGAGCCAUCUUCCAUUGGUCACGGAGAUGUAGUUGGGCACAGCAGUAUAUUGCAAUGGGCUAAGGCAAAAAAAUAUGGAUCUCUUCAAGUUGUUUGUCAGUACUACCAGUUGCAGUGUCCUGCCAGGGGUUCAUCACUUAAUUUUCAUCCCUUGGAGCACUUGCAUCCUUUGAGGUUUCACCGGCCUGGUGAAACCGCUCUUCAUAUUGCUGGGUCAACUAUUGAUCUUCGGUCACGUGAUACAAGCUUAGAGGUGGCUGAGAUGCGUAAUGCCCUCUUUGCUGAGGAAGAAUCAACUGCUUUAUCCACAUGGGCUGUUGCAUCCAUAUGUGGAUGCCUCAGGUUGGAACAUGUUAUGACACUUUUUGCUGCAGCACUCCUGGAGAAACAGAUUGUUAUUGUCUGUUCUAAUUUGGGAAUGCUUUCCGCUUCAGUUUUGUCUGUCAUACCUCUAAUACGACCAUACCACUGGCAGAGUCUACUCAUACCGGUUUUGCCAAACGACAUGCUGGAUUUUCUGGAUGCACCUGUCCCAUACAUUGUUGGUGUGCACAACAAAACAUCCGAUCUGCAAUCCAGGCUAGGAAAUGCAGUAAUUAUUGAUGCCAACAAGAAUCAGAUUAAGUCUACUUCGGUCCCACAAUUUCCGCAACAAAGGGAGUUGCUUUCUGCCUUGCGGCCGUAUCAUUCAAGACUUGUGGGCGAAAGUUUUCUUGCAAGAAAACGUCCCGUUUAUGAAUGCACAGAUGCCCAGGUGGAAGCGGCCAAAGGUUUCUUGGCAGUGCUUAGAUCCUAUCUUGAUUCUCUGUGUUCCAACCUGAGAUCUCACACGAUUACCAAUGUGCAAUCCAACAAUGACAAGGUUUCCUUAAUUUUAAAAGAGAGCUUCAUUGGCUCUUUCCCUGCCAGAGAUAGGCCCUUUAUGAAGCUUUUUGUGGACACACAGUUGUUCUCGGUACAUACAGACUUGGUUCUCUCCUAUUAUCAGAAGGACUGAGUCUCUCUUAAGUCUUAACGACUUGACUGUCAUUAGUGGCAUGAUUUUUCCAAGCCUUAUGUUGAGCUCAACUGUACAUACCGUUGCAGUAAAUAUGAGCUGCCUUAUCACUUGGGCAGCUCUGAGGUGGAUCAAGAAGCUGCAAUAGGCAGCUCAUAUACUGUUAGAGAAGUUGUAGAUUAUUGGGAUCCAGGUUUGAACAAGAAUGCUCUUCUAGCUGUUGUAAAUUAGUUCUGCGCUUCUGUGCAUGCUGCGCCUCUCCAUAAAAAAGAUUUUGUAGGCAGUAUACAAGUAGUAGUUGCCCAUAAGAAACCUUCUGGUUGUUCUUCCUACAUUGACGUACUUAAAUGGUCCAUGUGUGCUGCAAAAUCUCUGUACGUGAGAUCCCAAAGCUCAUAUCGCAGCUAGUUCGUAAUUAGGGAGAAAAGCAAAAACAUAUGCAAUAUAAUUUAAGAACAGAGGCAAGCUGAUGCAAUGUCAAAGGAGCCGUACCUCAAUUUGUUUACUUGUGACGUCUUGUGUA
This is a messenger RNA of Brachypodium distachyon (stiff brome), 3494 nucleotides long. RefSeq lists its product as uncharacterized. The record is from RefSeq and is a predicted model, not a curated record. The coding region runs from base 482 to 2971 and encodes 829 amino acids. The transcript has 20 exons. NCBI's taxonomy places the organism in Eukaryota, Viridiplantae, Streptophyta, Magnoliopsida, Poales, Poaceae.